Messenger RNA from Naumovozyma castellii, 513 nucleotides. RefSeq lists its product as uncharacterized. The coding region runs from base 1 to 513 and encodes 170 amino acids. The record is from RefSeq and is a predicted model, not a curated record. NCBI's taxonomy places the organism in Eukaryota, Fungi, Ascomycota, Saccharomycetes, Saccharomycetales, Saccharomycetaceae. The transcript has a single exon.
AUGGUACCAUGCAAUGAAUCUAAUGUUGAUGUUAAAGGUAGUCUAAAUGAAAAUACAGGAAACCACAGUUCUGCAAAAUUGAAUAGAUGUCGGUUGUGUAAAAAGAAAACACAUCCUUCCAACAUGUGUUCUGGAAUAUGGCGCACAUAUAUUCUGACAAAUGAUGCAAGAAAACGGUUGUUACCCUUACAUAAAGUUUUCUGCUUCAAGUGUGGCCGUAAGGGUCAUUUUGGUGAUGAUUGUAACGAUAGGAAAGUAUCAAAGAUCCCGAAGUUUGAAGAAAGUGCAUUUUCCGGUAACAAUCUUUGUGAUAUUCUAAAGAAAGAGUACUUUGAUCUAUUGGAACUCCAAGAAAGAGAUCGUUUAUUAGAGAGCGUAACAGACAUAGGUAAAAAUAAUUUAUCGUAUAAGAAACUACUGAACGACAGAAUAUCUAAAAGACACAGGGAAAGUAGCAAAACAAGAAGAAGAAAAGUAUCUAAUUUUUAUCGGCCAACUUACCAAAAUAAAUGA